AAAUGACAUCAAAGGCAACAUAAUCACUUCUGUCACCUGUCAGUGAUCGAUACCUCUCGAAAUGGCUUUUAUCACAAAUUCCGAAGUAGUAGCCCCAAAGCUGAAAACGGUCUUGACCCCGCCGUCGAAAAAGGCCCCGUACGAGAUCCCUGAGAGAUACCGCAACUCCUUCUACUUGGCGAACGCGGCGUUCUUCGACAGCACCAACUGGUUUCUUCAUAGAGCCUUCGAAGUAGCCUUUCCCACACUCAAAGCCGAUUUGAAGAAGAUCCAACCAGAACUGAGUAAUGAUGAAGUAGCUGAGAAAGUCGAAGGGAUGGUGGGGGUUCUCGAUCAGUGCAACUCCGUGGUCGAUGUGAGGUUUCCCGUCAGAAGGGAAAGCGGCAAGUAUGAGGUGGUGAGAGGUUUCAGGGCCCAGCAUGGUUUUGCUAGCGGAUACGGUGCUUCUAUGGGUGGUUUUAGGAUAAACGAAAAUAUCACGAGAGACCACAUGAAAGCUUUGUCCGUACUAACGACAUAUCGAAAUGCCUGCAUGGGAAUAAACAUGGCUGGUGCUCAUGGCGGCUUGAAAAUAUGCCCUACAGAUUAUUCCGAAGGUGAACUCCAGAAUAUAGUGGAACAGUACGCCUCUGCGCUUAUUGAAAAAGGAUAUUGUAGUGAGAGAGACGUGAUUCAACCAGAUGUCAAUAGUUCUGCAAGAGAAAUGUCCUGGAUAUCAAGAUCGUUCGCCAAACACACAGGUUCAGUGUACGUAGCUGCGGUGGGGAAAUCCCCCGAAUGCGGGGGUUUAGGAAACUACAACGAAAUGCCAUCUCUGGGUGCAUCAGCUGCCUUGGACUUCAUUUUGACAAAUGAGCAGCUCAUGAAGAAAUGCGGUCUCACUCUAGGACUGAAAGAGAAAACAUUCAUCAUACAGGGUCUUGGAAAACUGGGUACACCUUUGGCUAGAUUGCUGGUGAAAAACGGAGCGAUAUGUGUUGGAGUCAAGGAUCAUGAUGCUUAUAUUUACGACGCUAAAGGAUUAGACCUGGAGGUACAAAUAGAAUAUUAAAUUCCUAAUUCUGAGAUAUAAGUCGAAAUUUCCUUUUUGAUUAAAAAAUUUCUUAAUUUUGAGCUUCNCACGGAGCAGUGCGACAUCCUGGUUUUCUCCGCCUAUCAGAAGAGCCUGAACUGUUACGUCGCCGACGGCGUCAAGGCCAAGUUGAUCCUCGAAGCAGCAGACGGUCCUGUAACGCCGACGGCUCACAGGAUUUUGACGGGGCGAUCGAAAAUUGUCGUUCCGGAUAUUUAUUCUUGCUCUGGAGGUACCGUCGCUUCCUAUUUGGAGUACUUGUGGAAUUUGCAGCACGCUGGUGGGUUCGGCGAGGAAAUUUUGAGUGCUUCCAGCGAUGUCUACCGACAUGCUUUAAAACAAAUAACAUGCUCCGAACAAAACUCACCUAUUUCUGCAGGUCCAGUAUCUGAAACAGCACUGGAAGUUGUUCCGAAAACUAUCAAACCAGUUCUAGAUGAUAUUGGAAAAGAAAUUCUGGAACUAGUUGACAGACACGGUUUGGGAACUGACAUCAGGACAGCUGCGUAUUUGGUAGCCAUACAGAAUAUUUUCAGAUCACUGUACAACCACAAGAAGUUCUUUUGAAAUUAAACGACUUGUCAAUCAUU
Messenger RNA from Leptinotarsa decemlineata (Colorado potato beetle), 1662 nucleotides. RefSeq names its product glutamate dehydrogenase, mitochondrial. Gene Ontology annotation, biological process: L-glutamate catabolic process. NCBI's taxonomy places the organism in Eukaryota, Metazoa, Arthropoda, Insecta, Coleoptera, Chrysomelidae. Gene Ontology annotation, cellular component: mitochondrion. The record is from RefSeq and is a predicted model, not a curated record. Gene Ontology annotation, molecular function: L-glutamate dehydrogenase (NAD+) activity.